Molecule: messenger RNA, 1609 nt
Organism: Chrysoperla carnea
Lineage: Eukaryota; Metazoa; Arthropoda; Insecta; Neuroptera; Chrysopidae
Product: toll-like receptor 13
Exons: 3
Coding region: 203-1609 (468 amino acids)
Molecular function (GO): protein binding
Source: RefSeq, a predicted model, not a curated record
AAUAACAUAAAUGUUAAACUUUAUUUAAAUCUCGUCAAGUUCAUAUGUUACCAUCAUCAUAUCGUAUUAUCAUGGAGUUAAUUAUUUAAAAUAUUGUUGCAUCUCGAAUUUCAUUCAUUUAUUAUUCUUCAUCAAUUAAUUACAUUUAUUUUGUUUUUCGUGAAUAAUUCUUUUGAUUCGGUUUAAAUUAUAAAUAACAAAAAUGUUAUGGAUAUAUAUAUUUGGUUUGUUACUCGGCUUACAUGCAGUGUCUUCGUACAAAGAUUGCCGUGAUUUAGAUUUUGAAGAUACAAACACCGCAACGGAAUACAAUUCGGUUGGUGAAUUUAUCCGAACUUCAGAUGGAAAAGCAUGUAAACUACGAUUCGGUAGCCAGACAGUGUUAACAACAGGUUUACUAAGCACAGAUCCACGAGCAUACUACAUUCGAAAAAUCGACUUACAAAACAAUCAAAUUACGGAAGUACAAAGUGAUCCAUUUAUUAAAAGUGGUGUUUGUUUAGUUGUAUUAGACUUAAGUCACAAUGUUAUUUCUAUUAUUAGAGAUGGCGCAUUUACUGCAUUAAAGUACUUACAAAAAUUAGAUUUAAGUAAUAAUCGCUUAUCUGAAUUAAAUAAUAAUGCUUUUGCAUCAACCAAUCAAAUUGAUGUUAUUAAUUUAGAAAGUAACGAACUUAAAACAUUUGAAAAUGUAACGAACUUACAAAAUAUUACUGUUUUAAAAUUGGCAAAUAAUCGACUAGAAUUACAUCCUGGUAUGUUUAAGAAUUUUUCAAAAUUAUUAGACUUAGAUUUAUCCGGGAAUAAUAUUUCAUACAUUCCACUUGGUUUAUUUGAUGGAAUUCCAAAACUAGAAUACUUAAAUUUAGGUAAUAAUAAAUUAGAUUCUUUUGCAACAGGAUCAUUUUCAGGAAUACCAAAUUUAAAAUUCUUAAAUUUAUCCUCCAAUUUCUUACCAUCUAUUGAAUUAACAAAUGAGAAAGUAUUUUUACCAAUUUCGAAUAUCCAUACGUUUAUAUUAGAUGGUAAUAUCAAAUUAACCGAUUUAAAUGCAACGCUCUUAAAUAAUAUUUUUCGAAAAUUAUUAUAUCUCGGAGUUGGAAAAAUUCCAUGGACCUGUGAAGGUUUAUUAAAAUUCUUAAAAGAUUGUCAAAAUCAUUAUAUUGAUAUUACAAAACAUACGGAACGUAUUUUAACCGGAAACAAUAUUCAUGGAGUUUCAUGUACUGAAGACGAUAAGAAUUUAACUCAAAGUUCAGUACAAACCAUUGUACCGACGUCUCAGUCUCUUCCUACUGUAACUAAUCCUCCAUCUAAGGAAUAUUUAACGGAUCAUAAUAGCUUGGAAAAACUUGUUAGUGAGAUGGUUUCAAAAGCGGUAUCAAACCAAAGUAGUGCUCACACUGUAAAUGCAUUUACUGUCGUCAGUUCGAUAUUAUUUUUAUUAAUUAUUAUUUCCUUAAUUAUAUUUAUUGUAUUCAGAGAUCGAAUUGUUCGUUGGAAACGAACUAUGUAUAAUAAUGAUGCUCGAGUAUUUUCUAAUUAUAAAAAUGAACGUGUAAACCCUGCUUUAGACCAUGAUAAUGAAAGGCCUAGAGGUGCUGCAUAA